GUCAGCUGGAUAUCCAAGUAAAUAGUCCUGGGACAGUUGUAGUCUAACUACUAGCUUUCCGGGGAUUUGGGAUGGUUUUAAAUCUUUCACUAUGUCUGAAAUGCUACUGAAAGAUAUGGAUGAGAUUAGUCUCGGGCCUGUUAAGAUGGACGAGGAGAAGGAAAAUGGACGGAGUUUUCUCCUGGUUGACGAAAACGAAAGCUUGCAGGUGAAGAACGAAGGCGAUUUUUUGCAGAAGUUGGGCUGCAGUGCUGCUCAAGGAGUUAAAGUGCUUUCCAUCUUUGGCAACACGGGCGACGGCAAGUCCCACACUCUCAAUCACGUGCUUUUCGAUGGCGAGGAGGUAUUUGCCACGUCUCCUUCUCCAUCCUCAUGCACGGUGGGCGUUUGGGCGGCUUACGAUCCGCUCCUGAGCUUGAUCGUGCUGGAUACAGAGGGCCUGCUUGGUGCCGCCAGUCAGCAGAACCGGCGGAUGCGUUUGCUGCUGAAGGUUCUGGCCGUAUCAGACAUGGUUGUUUACCGCACACGGGCAGAGAGGCUGCACAACGACAUGUUUCAGUUCCUCGGCAGUGCGUCGGCCGCUUACCUGAAGCACUUUACACCUGAGCUCCGUGCUCUGUCUAACCGCUGCGGGCUGGACGUGCCUCUCUCCAGCCUGGGACCUGCCGUUAUAGUUUUCCAGGAGACUUCUCGCACUCAGCUGCUAGGCCAGGAUGUCUCUGUCCUGGGGCAAGCAGACACGCUGCUGCAAAAGCGCUUCCAUGACUUGGGCCAGAGCACAGACGCCUUCAGCUCCGUUCAGUACGUGGGCACCCAAACCAUCACUCCCCCCACAGACUACUCACAGUUACUGCAGAUAGUCAAUCAGCAAGUGAAGAACACAUCCCAGCGAGCCCCGCGCCAGCCUGCCAUUGUGUUCAGUGCAUUACAGGCCUUGAGCGACAGGUUCUGUGGCGAGAUCUCCGAUGACAAAAUCAGCAUAUGCUCCUUCUUUCCUGAUGAAUAUUUCACUUGCCCAUCAGUCUGUCUCAGCUGCAACGUUCGGUGUAAAAACGGCAUGAACCACCAGAAAGACGCGGUCCCACACGUGGCUGAUGGAUUAUGUCAGUAUGCCCACCAAUACAACAAUAAAGUUCUCAUCUGCAAGAGGUGCUAUGAGGGCGGAAAGGAAGUGAUUGUCAUACCCAAAACAACUGCCUCUACAGAUAACCAAUGGCUUGGUCUGGCCAAGUAUGCAUGGUCAGGCUAUGUUUUAGAGUGUGCCAGCUGUGGCAUCAUCUACCGGAGUCGGCAGUACUGGAUGGGCAACCAGGAUCCAGAGAGCGGUGUUGUGCGGCCAGAGGUCAAGCAUGUCUGGCAGGGGACCGAUGCCUUCCAGACAGACCAUCAGAAUGCAGCUCAGCGGGUUUUGGAUGGAAUGAAUUACAUAAUCCAGUCAGUGUCAGAAUAUAGCUCAGGCCCAACCAAAGCUGUCACUGCCUGGCUCACAGACCAAGUGGCUCCGCCCUACUGGAAACCCAACGCUGAAAUCAGUGAAUGUCAUGGUUGUAAGAGAGCGUUUGAGGAGGCGGAGAGGAAACACCACUGUCGGGCAUGUGGGGAGGGUUUCUGUCAGGCCUGCUCCACUCACAGCAUGCCAGUUCCCGAGAGAGGCUGGGGCGGCACCCCUGUACGAGUGUGUGACGCCUGUUACCGGCAGGGAGGACCUCAGAACACUGGACAGGUGGCCAGUACGGAACCCCGGAUACUAGUUGCCCGCAGAGUGACGGAAGUAGCUCAGUCCACUCUCGACAUGGUCUCCACCGCUGUGGACUACCCUCUCUGUUUUGUAAAGGGAGUUGCGAGACCAGACUAUUGGAUCCCGGAUCAUGAGAUCAGCCAGUGCCACUGCUGUGCUAAACCCUUCAUCCCCAGCAUGUCCAAGCACCACUGCAGGGCAUGCGGGCAGGGAGUGUGCGGGAACUGCUCCAGUAAGACCAGGCCAGUGCCCUCUCGUGGCUGGGACCACCCAGUGCGAGUGUGUGACGGCUGCGCUGACCGCAGGGAUUCCCUGUGACCUUGCUGUGCCUCUGUAGUGCUACUAUAAUACGCCCGGCAUCUCUUGGUGCUCAGAACCAGGUUGUAGGCAGUUUUUCAAGCCUUCAUGGAUGGGGGAAAUAAGAAACUCACUGCAGUUCUGCAUAGACAAACACUCAGGCUCUAUAAAGCAUUAGCUGCAGAAAUAGAGAGUGAUGAUGUCUGGGUUCAAUUUAAAAGAGUUAACUAAGAAAUGUCGCAUAAUGAAAAUAAUUUGUAGAAAUAUCAAGGUUCAUUAUAUGACAGUUAAGCAUAUUUUAUCCACAAAUGCUCAUUACUGUAAUACAAAAAAA
Messenger RNA from Rhinichthys klamathensis goyatoka, 2369 nucleotides. RefSeq names its product zinc finger FYVE domain-containing protein 1. The transcript has 11 exons. The record is from RefSeq and is a predicted model, not a curated record. NCBI's taxonomy places the organism in Eukaryota, Metazoa, Chordata, Actinopteri, Cypriniformes, Leuciscidae. Bases 92 to 2056 code for a protein of 654 amino acids. Gene Ontology annotation, molecular function: metal ion binding.